AUGAUCAAGUGUUUUUGUGUUGGUGCCAAGAAAGAAGCUGAUUAUAUUCGUAAAUUGGGAGAGAAUUUGGAGUUACUGAAAGAGAAAUGGAAAGAUCUUCGAAGCAUGAAAGAGGAUUUAAAGAUAAGAGUUGAUGAAGCUGAGAACACAAGACAAAUGCAACGAACACAUGAGGUCGAUAGAUGGCUCACAAAAGUUGACAACAUUCAACAGGAAAUAAUAGUUAUUGAAGCUCAAGAAGCUAAAGAAAUGAAAGAGAAAUGUCUAAGUAAAUGUUGUCCGAAGCAUUGUAAGUCAAACUACAGGCUAGGAAAGAAAGCUGCUGAGAUGCUAGAGAAUGUAGAUCAGCUAGCAACAGAAGGCAAAAGGUUUAGCGAAAAUCUUCAAAUUGCUCACACAAUACCGCUCACGUCAAUUGAGAUACCUCAAGAUGAAGUAGUGGGAUUAGAUUUGAUGUUUGAUAAGGUAUGGAAGAGCAUUGGAGAAGAAAAUGUUGGCAUCAUUGGUUUACAUGGGAUGGGCGGGGUGGGAAAGACUACCUUGUUAAAGAGAAUUAACAAUGAACUUGGAAAGAGGAGGCAAGAAUUUGAUUUUGUGAUGUGGGUGGUGGUGUCAAAAGAGCCCAACUUGGAUAGUAUUAUGGAUAAUAUUAGAAAAAAGGUCGGGAUCAGGGAUGACAUUUGGAAUUGCUGUAGUAAUCAAGUUGAAAAAGCAGCAAAGAUUUAUAUGGUCCUCAAGCCAAAGAAAUUUGCCUUAUUAUUGGAUGACAUGUGGGAUAGAAUGGACUUGGAAUUGAUGGGCGUGCCGUAUCCAAGGGAAACUAAUUUUCAAUCCAAAGUGUUACUCACAACUCGGUCAGAAAAUGUGUGUGCAAAAAUGCAAGCUGAAAGAACAUUCAAGGUAGAAACUUUGACAGAUGAAGAAGCCACAAAGUUAUUUUACAUGAAAGUUGGUGAGGACACUUUGAGAUCAGACCCUGGUAUUCCAAAGCUUGCAGAGAAGAUGGCUAAAGAAUGUAAAAGAUUACCGCUUGCGCUGAUUGUGGUAGGAAGUGCCAUGGCUGGAGUGAAAAGUGCGGAGGCUUGGGAACAUUCAAUACAGAACUUAACAAGUUCUUUACUAACUGCACCUGAUUUGGAGAAGAAAGUAUUCUCCGUUCUUAAAUUUAGCUACGACCGAUUGGAUGAGGUCCAAAAGCGUUGCUUCUUGUAUUGUGCAUUGUACCCAGAAGAUCGUGAGAUUCCAGUUCUCACUCUCAUCAACAAAUGGAUGAUCGAGAAAUUUUUUUGCAAAGAUGUGACAAUGAGUGUGCAAGAUAUGUAUGGUCAUGGUGAGUCUAUUAUUGAAAAGUUGAAGCUUUCGUGCUUAUUAGAAAGUGUUGAAGAUGAUCGUUUUGUACUUGAUGCAGUUAAAAUGCAUGAUAUGAUUUGUGACAUGGCACUUUGGAUAGCACGUGAUCAAGAUAAUGUGGAAUUUAUGCAAAGCGUUUCAAUCAUGGAUUAUUGGGAAUCACAAAAAAUCCGAGAUCCUCCAAAUGCCACAACAAUAGUUUUAUUGGAAGAUAAUGAGGCCUCACGUCUACAAGAUAUUAAAUAUAUGAAGAGAUUGAAAGUCUUGGACAUACAAGUUAGUGGACCAUUAUUUAGCGACAUUGAGGGUCUAGCUUCUCUGGAAUAUCUUUCUGUGGUCAAUGACAAUAGUCUAGAACCGGAGUUUUUGAAUAACGUGCGGUAUUUGACAAAUUUGAAGCUUCUUAGCUUGCAAGCACUCGACAAGAGAUGUCCUUUUCCAUUGGGAGUGCUAUCUAGUCUUCAAGAAUUAAGAGUUGUUAGACUGUCCAGGAUAAAUUAUUCAGAAGAGAGAGGUAUUUUAGAAGAGGUGGAGUGCUUACCAAAUAUUGAGGAAUUAUGGAUAGCAAUAAGGAGUAAAGAUGGUCUGAAGAAAUUAUUGGAGUCAACCAAACUGCAGAGUUGCAUAUACGGCCUUCAUAGUAGUGUCUCCUAUGAGAUUGAUGAGAUGACUUUAUUGGCAUUCUUGUCAAAAAUAAAGCAGCUGCGGGUAUUUUUUGCCAAAAAGUUGAAUAUUAGAAGAGAGCAAUAUUCUUUUCUUUUUGAUACAGGUUGUCUAACCAAGCUCCGGCAUGUGUUAAUUCAUUCAUGUUCAAUAACUCAUGCGACAUGGCUCAAGUAUGCUCCACUCCUUCGACAACUUAACAUUUCUAAUUGUGAGUCAAUGGAAGAAGUGAUAAAAGCAGAAGAUGAGGACUGCUCAAUUAAAAAAAAUGAGAAUGUGGAUUCUUCUUCUUCUAUAUUCUCUUCUCUUGUCACACUGCAUUUGUAUAGCUUAUCAAGACUUGAGAGCAUUCACAAGGCACCCUUGCCUUUUCCUUAUCUCAUAUCCAUUGACAUAUCCAAGUGUCCAAAGCUGAACAAGCUACCACUCGAUUCCAACUCUGCCAAACAUAAGUUGACACAUAUCCAAGGACGUCAAGAUUGGUGGGACAAGUUGGAAUGGGAUGACCCCGCAGCAAAGCACAAAUUCCAAUCAAAGUUCAUAGAUCGCUCUUCAUUUAUGAGAGAUUGA
Neltuma alba is the source of this 2583-nucleotide messenger RNA. Its product is annotated as probable disease resistance protein At1g61190. Gene Ontology annotation, molecular function: ADP binding. Lineage: Eukaryota; Viridiplantae; Streptophyta; Magnoliopsida; Fabales; Fabaceae. The record is from RefSeq and is a predicted model, not a curated record. Bases 1 to 2583 code for a protein of 860 amino acids. The transcript is spliced from 2 exons.